Messenger RNA from Colletotrichum tamarilloi, 744 nucleotides. RefSeq lists its product as uncharacterized. Bases 1 to 744 code for a protein of 247 amino acids. The record is from RefSeq and is a predicted model, not a curated record. Lineage: Eukaryota; Fungi; Ascomycota; Sordariomycetes; Glomerellales; Glomerellaceae. Gene Ontology annotation, biological process: dephosphorylation. The transcript has a single exon. Gene Ontology annotation, molecular function: phosphatase activity.
AUGCCUCCAGUUUCCUCCAAGGUUACAGUUUUCUUCGACCUUGAUGGCACUUUGUUCGAUCAUCACCACUCACUCAGCUGCGGUAUUUCAGCGAUACGUCAAAAGUAUCCCGCCCUUGCGAGCUUCGACUUGACAAGUCUCAUCACUCAGUACAACACAUCGCUUCAAUCAGCCUACGACGAGUAUCUCCAAAAGAUCAUAACGUAUGAGGAAACCGAUUACAGGAAGGUCCGGUUAUUCUUUCAGGGUUUAGGCCUCGAUGUCCCAGACGACGCAAAGAUUGCCGAAUUGCGGGACAUCUAUAGACCAGCUUAUCGCGGCAGCCGAAGAGCGACGCCGGGAAGUAUCGAGACACUUGUAUGGCUGCGGAAGAAAGGUGUCUGUCUGUGUAUAAUUACAAAUGGUCAAGCAAAGGACCAACUAGAGAAGGCGACAGCCAUCGGGGUGCAGCAUCUUGUAGAUUACAUGAUCACUUCAGAAGAAGCAGGUUGCUGUAAGCCAGACAAGGGUAUCUUCCGACUCGCCAUCGACGCUUUCGGCUGUUGUCUCAGCGAGACCUAUAUGGUUGGUGACUCUGUAGGGUCCGACAUUAGGGGGGCGCUUGACAUCGGUAUAAAUCCCAUCCUCUUUUCGCCAAUUUCAACAGAAAGCCACCUGACAGUCAGCGGGAAGACGGUACCCAUUAUACACAACAUGUCUCAACUCGUCGGGAUGAUUGAGGUAUCUCUAGGGAUGCUUGACUGA